UUUCAUUUUCGUUUCCUAUCCGACCCGUUCGAGGCGGUGAUCUCUCUCUCUCGCCCCCUCUCCCCCUCUGUGGAAACCCUCUGCCAGGGGGUUUUAGGGUUCAAAUUUUCUGCCAUCAGCACUCUCUGCUGGUAGAAGGGGAAGGAAAUGGGAAGGAGAAUACUGAAUGAGGCGCUGAGCAAGCUGGUGAAUGCAGAGAGGAGAGGAAAAGCCACUGUCCAACUUCAACCUGUCUCUAUUCUCAUGGCCUCCUUCCUCGACGUCAUGAAGCAACGAGGUUACAUAAGGAACUAUGAAGUUUCUGAUAUUCAUCGUGUUGGAAAGAUCGAUGUGGAACUGCACGGACGAAUAACUGACUGUCGGGCUCUUACAUAUAGGCAAGACUUAAAGGCUAAGUUUAUUGAGAAGUAUACAGAACGUGCACUUCCAACACGCCAGUGGGGAUAUGUUGUGAUUACAACUCCUAAUGGUGUCUUGGAUCACGAGGAAGCAGUCAAACAAAAUGUAGGUGGCCAGGUUCUCGGAUACUUCUAUUGAGAUCAAGCAGAGGAGUCUAUCGUUUUGAUGUCUUUGUGACAGGUAAAAUGGCCCCAGCUACAUGAGAACCUAUUGCAAGUUUAUGUGUUCACUGUUCAGGAACAUUCCUUGGAAUGCUUUUCAGCAUUUCUGAUGCUUUGUCUACUAUAGCGAUCUCUCCUUUCUUUUCCUUGACUAGUUUCUGCUUUUUGCGGUGCUCGGUGAAGAGCCUAGCCCCAACAGUAUGAAAUGCUCGGCGAGGGAAUUAAUUGGCAGGACAUGCAUUAUAUACCUCGGAGUCUUUCAAUAAUUUCCUUGAUAGGGUGGUGCUUCCCUAGUUACUGAAGAACCCGUCAACGUUCUUGUUAUAAUCGUAGGUCUUGGUAGUGGUGUUGCUGCUCUUUUUGAAAGACGACGGGUGUUUGACACUGAAGUGACCAUUCAAACUGGAUCGACAAAAAGGAGAUGCAACAGCUGCCUGAUUCUGGUUCUCGUUAUGUAACUAUUUCUUGUCCAUUUGGGAUCUUAGUUUUUAUGCAACCAUUGUUAACUAUUCUUCUGCGAUUACUGAAGCUUGUAAAACAUUAGUAACUUAAUUGGUGUAGCUGUUUUGUCCA
Messenger RNA from Nymphaea colorata (pocket water lily), 1133 nucleotides. RefSeq names its product 40S ribosomal protein S15a-5. The record is from RefSeq and is a predicted model, not a curated record. NCBI's taxonomy places the organism in Eukaryota, Viridiplantae, Streptophyta, Magnoliopsida, Nymphaeales, Nymphaeaceae. Gene Ontology annotation, molecular function: structural constituent of ribosome. The transcript is spliced from 4 exons. Gene Ontology annotation, cellular component: ribosome; cytosolic small ribosomal subunit. Bases 148 to 537 code for a protein of 129 amino acids. Gene Ontology annotation, biological process: translation.